ACCUCAGACACGUCGUGCUUACAACUUAACCAUUUCAAUCGCAAAAGCUUUAAGAUGCAGCAGACUUCCCGGUGGAUUGUACACCCCUCCUCAGCCUCUCACCUUCCCUUUAGUGUUUAAACAAUGAGGAAACCCUUGGCGUUAAUCGUGUUAUAGGAUAUCUGUUCGUCCCCCAAACCAGUUUCUGUCCAUUAUUCUAACGGCUACUGGUUUGUUUGUGUCGCUUCCUGACGCUUUGGUUACUGAAUCUCAAAACAGUGUAUGAUUAAGAGGCGCCGGUGAUUAUUAACCACAACAAGCGACAUCAUUAAAUAAAUGUUAACCAAAGAACUCCACCCGAAGUUGUGUCUUUACAGGGUGGGAACUCCGGGAUGUUUGCUUUUCCUUCUCUCCUUACACUGCACUGCCUGGUAUUUCUCUUCAACAUUUAUGUUCAAAUAGAUAGACAUUUAAUGGGGUGUUAUUUUCAGAUCUAGUUGAAGUUCGAGUCCGGUCCCAUGCCAGGUCUGUGAGAACUUGCUGACUUUUAACCCAUUUGACAUUUAUAACCACAGUAUGUAAAUGUCCUGUGAGUUUGCCAACCAAAUGCACACUUUGUACAUUUGUACAGCUAAAUGCAUAAAGUACUUAUUUAAAAAAAAAUCGCACUUCAAACAGAGACUGAAAACAGAAUCACUCUAUCAGUUCUUCCCCGUGUCCAAGUAUCUGCCCUUUUCCCAAACAUCAUGGGUCUCCAAUAUUUGUAUAAUCACUAAGACGGACAUGCGCACUCGGUCACACUGCUUGUGCAAAGUGGUGCAUGUCAUUUCUGUUGACGUUAGUGAUAUUUUGUUGACUUUAGCAUUAGUGUCGGAGCUUUUCUAACAAACGCGAAAAUAGAAAAGAAAACUUUAAAAACCGAGUAUAAAGGCAAAGAAUACUAACUAAACCUCGCCUCUCCAGCUUCCAGCGACAGGUGUGCUGACAGCCCAGGGUGUUGGUGCAAUAACAGGAAGCUUAGGCAGGUUGAUAUGGUGCACGCCAUGGAGACCAUCAACACAUCUUUCUUGACUGACUCAGAGAGGGAGCGUAUUUUAGAGGUGCUGAAUCGGGACAAAGAGCUGAGACGGUUAGAGGAACAUCGGGUGAAGAGACUUAAAGCAGAGUUGUUAGACAUCAGAAGGAAGGGAGCAAAGCGCAGCAGUGGCAAAUACAAUGAGAAAAGCUGUGGACGCUGUCAGGAGCCUUUGGGUCGUCUGGCUGCCAACUCCAGCCAGUGCCCAGUGUGCAAACACCAAGUGUGCCGAAACUGCCGCACUGCGCAAGCCAAAGGGUUUUGGCUGUGCAAUGUGUGUGCCAAAGAGACAGACCUAAAGAAGUGCACAGGCGACUGGUUCUAUGACCAGAGGGUUAACCGUUUUUCCACAACUCCUGGACAUGACAUAGUGCGAGCCUCACUCAGGAAGCGGCUCCCAACAAAGAAGCGUGAAACUGCAGGGGAGGUGCUGUUGAAUAGUCCAGAGUUAAACUCCAGCCAAACUUUACCAGUACCAAAGCCCAGACUGAAGGAUCUUGCUGUGGAAAACAAAAGCAGUGUUACUCUCAGCCAAUCCAGUGAUCAUCUGCAGCAGAGUGAGACAGACUUGACAGAGAAGGUCAGCCUCAGCAGUAGCCGUGCUGAAACUGAUACGAUCUCCACUACUCCUUCGACACAGAGGAACGAGGUGGUUAACACGUUGAGUGGGACUGAGUCAAGUGUGUCCCCUCCCAGUAAAACCCACAGUCCUUCGGCAUCCUCUGUUGACACCGAAACUUCAUCUUUAGUUCAUCAAAUUAAUAUUUGUCCGGAGUCCUUGAAUGAUGAUGAUGGCAUUUUCAAGAAGAGUGUUAGAAGAGUGCACAAAAUCUCAGAUUUUAAGCCAGCAUCUGUGAUGGACGUACGCAGUGACGGGAAUGAGAAUAACACGGCCUCCAUGGGAGACAGAAGCAAGUCAGUUCCAGGUCUAAACAUAGAUGAAGAGGAGGAGGAAGAGGAUAUUGAUAACUUGGUCAGCAUUCACAGAAAGACUGUUGGUGAUGGCAGUACCAGUCUGCGUGGCUCAAGUAGCUCUCUUGGCAGUAUGAUGAGUGUGUACAGUGAAGCAGGAGAUUACGAUGUUGUUGACGUCAGUGGAGACAUUGUCUUCUCCUUCCAAUAUGAUGAGAAAACACAGAGUCUCUCUGUUUUGAUCAAAGAGUGCAGAGGGCUGUCUUAUGGUGACACUGCCAAAAAGAAGUGCAACCCGUAUGUUAAAAGCUACCUCCUCCCAGACAAGUCUCGUCAGAGCAAGAAGAAAACAGCUAUCAAACGUAACACCAUCAACCCCAGCUACAAAGAGACGUUAAAGUACCCCAUCAGUCGCACACAGCUGAUGUCUCGUACCCUUCAGCUCUCAGUUUGGCACUAUGACCGUUUUGGGCACAAUGCUUUCCUUGGGGAGGUAGAAAUACCGCUGGACUGCCAUGACAUUGAAUCCGGUCGAGAGGAGUGUAUGACGCUCAGAGGAAAGACAGGCAACACUUUGGCAUGGUCAGCUUUUUCCCAGUAUAAAGGAGAAUUGGUGAUUUCUUUAAAGUAUGUCACCGAGAUGAAGGCAGCUGGGGAAAAGCCUCGAGGCAAAAAGGCCAAAGUCGAGGUUGGUGGAGAGCUUCAUGUUUUAAUAAAGGAGGCAAGGAAUAUUUGUGCAAUGAAAGCAGGAGGCACAUCCGAUUCCUUUGUAAAAGGAUACCUGCUGCCGUCAGCAGGCAAGUCAACCAAGAAGAAGACGCAAGUAGUGAAAAAGAUGGUAAACCCACACUAUGACCAUACGUUUGUAUACAAAGAUGUGUGCCUGGAGCAGCUAAAGGGCAUGUGUCUAGAGCUCACAGUGUGGGACCGAGAGGCCAUGUCCAGCAAUGAUUUUCUGGGAGGAGUACGUUUGAGCUCAGGGUCAGUGCGACUGAAGGAAGGGAAAAAGGAGUGGGUGGCUGACUCAACAGGAGAGGAAGUGUCUUUGUGGCAGAAGAUGAUGCAAUUCCCGGAUUCAUGGGCAGAGGGCAGUCUCCCCCUGCGUUCUUCCAUGGGCAAACGAAUGUAAAGGCUGACAUUGUGCCAGGAUUAGUAAGAAACACAUGGGUUGGUAUUGCAGAU
Molecule: messenger RNA, 3148 nt
Organism: Clarias gariepinus (North African catfish)
Lineage: Eukaryota; Metazoa; Chordata; Actinopteri; Siluriformes; Clariidae
Gene: sytl4
Product: synaptotagmin-like 4
Exons: 18
Coding region: 1011-3095 (694 amino acids)
Biological process (GO): intracellular protein transport; exocytosis
Cellular component (GO): exocytic vesicle; plasma membrane
Molecular function (GO): small GTPase binding; neurexin family protein binding
Source: RefSeq, a predicted model, not a curated record